This is a messenger RNA of Cornus florida, 1222 nucleotides long. Its product is annotated as phytoene synthase 2, chloroplastic-like. Gene Ontology annotation, molecular function: geranylgeranyl diphosphate synthase activity. The record is from RefSeq and is a predicted model, not a curated record. Lineage: Eukaryota; Viridiplantae; Streptophyta; Magnoliopsida; Cornales; Cornaceae. The transcript has 6 exons. The coding region runs from base 44 to 1222 and encodes 392 amino acids. Gene Ontology annotation, biological process: carotenoid biosynthetic process.
ACAGGACAUUUUUCAAAGUUUGUCCUAGUCUUAAAAUUGCCAAAUGUGUUCCACAUUUUCAGUUGCAGCCAAGCCUGGCAUUAGAGUGGGCAAUGACAAGUUCUUGUGUAGCAAAUCCAUGGCAACAAUGGCAAGAAUUGAGGCCACAGUAACUUCUCCAAGAACAACUAGGCCGCGCAUUGUCCCUGAAUUGUCGAUACAAGGCGUUCCUCACCAUGAUCUACAUGUGCGCGAAAUCGUGCAGAAACAAUCUCAGGCUAGCAGCUUUGCCAUUGAUGAUGCUUGUAGGAAACCACAGUUCCACCCUAUGUUCCUUGAAGAAGCGUAUGAUCGAUGCAAGAAUGUUUGUGCAGAAUAUGCAAAGACCUUUUAUUUAGGAACUUUGCUGAUGACAGAGGAUAGACAGAAAGCAAUAUGGGCUAUAUAUGUUUGGUGCAGAAGAACCGAUGAACUGGUUGACGGCCCCAACGCUGCCCAUAUGAGUACUGCUGUUCUUGAUAGGUGGGAGGAGAGACUCGAAGACAUCUUCAACGAACGCCCCUAUGACAUGCUUGAUGCUGCACUCACUGAUACAGUUUACAAGUUUCCCCUAGACAUUAAGCCUUUCAGGGACAUGAUUGAGGGUAUGAGAAUGGACACAAGGAAAAGCCGGUACGCGAGUUUUGAAGAGCUCUACCUCUACUGCUACUAUGUGGCUGGAACAGUGGGACUGAUGAGCGUUCCUGUAAUGGGGAUUGCACCAGAUUCUUCGGUUUCUGCUCAGCGUGUAUACAAUGCAGCUCUCUAUUUGGGCAUUGCCAAUCAAUUGACAAACAUUCUUAGAGACGUAGGAGAAGAUGCCUUAAGAGGGAGAGUUUAUCUUCCUCAAGACGAGCUUGCACAGUUUGGGUUGAGCGAGGAAGAUGUUUUCUCAAGAAAAGUCAGUGAUAGAUGGAGAGAAUUCAUGAAAAAGCAGGUUUCAAGAGCAAGGUUCUACUUCAACCAGGCUGAGGAGGGAGCUUCUCAGCUUGACAAGGAUAGCCGUUGGCCGGUAAUUAAUCUUUUUUACCCCCCUAAAGUGUGGUCAUCCUUAUUGUUGUAUCGCAAGAUCUUGGAUGCAAUAGAGGAUAAUGACUAUGAUAACUUGACAAAGAGAGCUUAUGUUGGGAGGACUAAGAAGCUUCUCAUGCUACCUCUAGCAUACACCAGAGCUCUUCCACCACCAAGUUUGGCCUUUCACUAG